AUGUUUAUGGCAAGAUCUGAAUACGGUAAGCUAUGCUACAUGUACAUCCCAGAAGCUCAGGAGUUGUUUGAGUGUCGCAGCUCUGUCGGCCCUCCUCCCGUCCCUCCGGCUUAUAACCCACGACACCACUCGUCUCGUGGCCCCCAAGAUGCUGACCCUCCAACCCCCCACAGCACCUUCUCGCCCGAAGGCCGGCUCUUCCAGGUCGAAUACUCGCUCGAGGCGAUCAAGCUAGGCUCGACAGCAAUCGGCGUCGCAACCUCGGAAGGCGUCGUGCUGGGCGUAGAGAAGCGCGUGACGUCAACCCUCCUGGAAACCUCGUCGGUCGAGAAGAUCGUCGAGAUCGACCGGCACAUCGGGUGCGCCAUGUCUGGGCUGCAGGCGGACGCGCGCAGCAUGGUCGAGCACGCGCGCGUCGAGUGCCAGUCCCACGCCUUCAACUACAACGAGAACCUGCGCGUCGAGAGCUGCACCCAGGCCAUCUGCGACCUGGCCCUGCGCUUCGGCGAGAGCGCUGACGGCGAGGAGAGCAUCAUGAGCCGGCCCUUCGGCGUCGCGCUGCUGAUCGCCGGCUACGACGAGGACGGCCCCCAGCUCUACCACGCCGAGCCCAGCGGCACCUUCUACCGCUACGAUGCGAAGGCCAUCGGGUCCGGCAGCGAGGGCGCCCAGGCCGAGCUGCAGAACGAGUACCACAAGUCCCUUACGAUCAUAGAUGCCGAGACGCUGGUCCUGAAGACGCUGAAGCAGGUGAUGGAGGAGAAGCUGGACUCGAAGAACGUCCAGCUGGCGAGCGUGACGAAGGAGAAGGGCUUUAGAAUAUACACUGACGAGGAGAUGGCUGCUGUUGUCGAGAGACUACCCGCGAACUAG
Anthostomella pinea is the source of this 873-nucleotide messenger RNA. NCBI's taxonomy places the organism in Eukaryota, Fungi, Ascomycota, Sordariomycetes, Xylariales, Xylariaceae. The record is from the annotation of a GenBank genome assembly.